This is a messenger RNA of Triticum urartu, 2346 nucleotides long. It is a transcript of the gene HDA15, whose product is annotated as histone deacetylase 15. NCBI's taxonomy places the organism in Eukaryota, Viridiplantae, Streptophyta, Magnoliopsida, Poales, Poaceae. The record is from RefSeq and is a predicted model, not a curated record. Gene Ontology annotation, molecular function: histone deacetylase activity. Gene Ontology annotation, cellular component: cytoplasm; histone deacetylase complex. Gene Ontology annotation, biological process: epigenetic regulation of gene expression.
UGAACGCAGACAGCAGCAAGUCAGCAGCAGUUGGUUCGACCCGACUGGCAGCACGAGCACAAGGAGAGCAGAGGAGGGGAGCCAUCCAUCCCCAAAACCCCAAGUCCCGCGUGAGCAGCACCCACCCCGGAGCGGGAGCGACGGCCGGCGGCUCGUCCCCAGUUACAGACUUGAGGUCACAUUGGGUGCCUGCUGAUGACAUCCAACAUGAGACCGCUUAACAGCAAAAAGGGUGAGGUCCCUUCCCAUGGUCGUGAGAACUGUGGAGUUUCUGACCAAGCUUUUCAUGGCAAAUGUCAAAGCUGCGAUGGUGUUGGAAAACCAUCUUAUCCUAGAGCGAAUGGCGUUUCCCUGAAAGAAAGUGGAACAUGCAGUUUUAGUUGUGAUCAUGCUAAUGCUUUAUUAGUAGAUGGGCCCAAAGGUUCGCCAGCAAGGCCAGGACAUAUUGACAGCGCAGUUUGUGCUCAGCAUGGUUGUCUGCAUGCCAAGAAUGAAAGUUGCAUGCCUUGCAAUGAUCUGCAGCAAGAGUCUGAUAGAGAACAAGCUGGAGAUACCCUGGAUGAUCUGUUUUUCUUUAACGAUGAAGAGGAUGAUGAUAUUGACUGGGAACCUUCUGCUCGCCUGGCUGAAAACAGAUGGUUUUGCUUGAACUGUACAAUGCCAAACUUGGAUGAGGUUAAACAUUGCCUGAAUUGCCAUGAGCUUAAGGGAUCUGAAGUAGCUGCUGGAUAUGAUGUUUUCAAAACUCACAUUGCGCGGGCAGCUUUGUUAUCUGCUGACACAGCAUCGGUACUGGUAUCUACAGCGAUUGGUUUUGAUGAAAGAAUGUUGCUCCACAGUGAGAUGGAAAUUAAACCAAAUCCACAUCCAGAAAGACCCAACCGUCUUCGUGCAAUUGCUGCCAGUCUGGCUGCUGCAGGAAUAUUUCCCUCAAAGUGUGCCUUGGUACCUCCUCGAGAAAUCACUAAGGAGGAACUCGUAAUGGUCCAUACUUCAGAUCACGUCGAAAGCGUAGAGCAGACAAAGAACAUGCUUUACAGUUACUUCACUUCGGAUACUUACGCGAAUGGACACUCGGCAUGUGCUGCCAAACUUGCAGCAGGCCUAUGCGCCGAUCUUGCUAGUUCGAUAGUGUCUGGCCGUGUCCGGAAUGGCUUUGCGCUGGUGAGACCUCCUGGGCAUCAUGCUGGGGUAAAGCAAGCCAUGGGCUUUUGUCUUCACAACAAUGCAGCAGUGGCUGCAUUAGCUGCACAAAAAGCAGGCGCUAAGAAAGUCUUGAUAGUUGACUGGGAUGUGCACCAUGGCAAUGGCACACAGGAGAUAUUUGAAGGGAACAAAUCAGUUUUGUACAUAUCAUUACAUCGCCAUGAGGAUGGAAGCUUCUACCCUGGAACUGGAGCAUCAGACGAGGUGGGAGUUUUGGAUGGUAAAGGAUUCUCGGUAAAUAUACCUUGGAGCUGUGGUGGUGUUGGAGACAAUGACUACAUCUUUGCUUUUCAGCACGUGGUGCUUCCAAUAGCUACAGAAUUUGCCCCAGACAUCACCAUUAUAUCUGCAGGAUUUGAUGCAGCAAGGGGUGAUCCUCUGGGUUGUUGUGAUGUCACUCCUGCCGGAUACUCUCAGAUGACGUCCAUGUUAACUGCUUGCUCAGAAGGAAAGUUGUUGGUUAUACUUGAGGGAGGAUACAAUCUUCGGUCUAUAUCCUCAUCUGCAACUGAAGUUGUCAAGGUCCUACUCGGGGACGGUCCAAGUUAUGGCACAGAUGCAGCAGCACCAUCAAGGGAGGGCAUGCAGACUGUCUUACAAGUUCUGGACAUCCAGCAAAAAUAUUGGCCAGUUUUAGUUCCAAUCUUUGCAUCACUUCAAGCGCAGCAGGGGCCGACUUCUUCCAAAUAUGUUAACGCUGAAAACAAGCUGAAGAGAAGGAUGCUCACCGGAGGACCAGGGCCCGUGUGGUGGAAAUGGGGAAGCAAGAGGCUUUUGUACGAAGUACUGUUUGAGGGCCGCCGUCCAAGAAAGAGCAGUGCGAAAGGAAAAUGAAGCUCUGGCUGAUGAAACAAAACCCUAGGUUGUUUUAGUUAGUGAUGCUGAAGCCGCCUAACUGACUUUCUGGUCAGUAUAGUUGACAUGGAUAGUGUAGCUGGCUGUUUGGUGUUCGGAAAGAAGAUUACCUUAGCUUGCGUACACCGAGCCGAUUUUUUGACUGAACAACUGAACUGUGGCCGUUGUCAUUGUUGAUUGCCGACAGAGUUUCACAGGCAGCAAUCCUGUUGUGUAGACAUGUUUUUGGUGUUGUAGCAAUGCAUGAAAUUUGCCAUCAGCCGUCCAUGGUAUGAUGAUCCUGUA